AUGGCAUUUUACGUUCAGACAUGGGAAGAGUACCACACUCACACGCUCACGCUGGGCGUCGUCAAUGGCCCCGUCGAAGGCGUCUUAAUUCUCGUCCUGGUGUACGCCCUGACUGGUUAUCUUGGCGGCGCCUCGUUCUGGCAACAGCCUAUGCUGGCUACGCUUGGCGUUCCGUCCAGCAUUAUCGGCCUUGUUCCGUCAGCGCUGCGGGACUUAUCCUUCACUGGUUGGUAUAUGGUGCAGGGGGCGGUCGUGUUGGUGUACAACACGGCCGAGUCGGCCCGCACGGUGCUGCGUGUGUGGCACAAGGAGCAAAAGGAAGCCAAGGCGCACGGGACGGCAGCCGAGGUCGGAAAGGGCGUCAACCGCGAUAACCACCCCUUCCUUGGCCUUCUUCCGUUUGCCAUCACCUGGGCCCUUGUUGUGGUGUACUUGGUGCUGCAGCCCGAGAUCCUGCACUCCCACCUAGUCCCCUUCGUGUUCUUUGUGGGCCUCAUCAACGCCUACUCCGUUGGCCAGAUGAUUACGGCACAUGUUUCGCAUCUGCCCUUCCCUUACUACAAUGUCCUGGUCCUACCUCUCGCCUGGGGCGUCGUCGACUCCCUUGGUCCGCUUCUACGGCGGAUUGAGCCGGCAGUCGCACCGCUGCUAUUCGGCAGUAGCGAGCCUCCGUCGUCCUUCAAACUUGGCUGGCCCAGCGCUCUCGGCGACGGGGUCUACCAGGUUGCAUACAUGUUCUGCAUGCUCGGUAUGGCCGUAGGCGUGUACGGUUCCUUCGUCGUUGACGUCAUUGUCACCAUCUGUGACUAUCUAGACAUCUGGUGCCUGACAAUUAAGCACCCUCAUGUUGAGGGCGAAUCAUCCGACAAGGCCGCCACUGGUGCAACGAGCGGCCAAGCAUCAUCCACGUCCGUUUCUCUAGACACAACAACAGUGCAGAAGAGAAAAUAG
This is a messenger RNA of Sporothrix brasiliensis 5110, 951 nucleotides long. Its product is annotated as ethanolaminephosphotransferase. The coding region runs from base 1 to 951 and encodes 316 amino acids. NCBI's taxonomy places the organism in Eukaryota, Fungi, Ascomycota, Sordariomycetes, Ophiostomatales, Ophiostomataceae. The record is from RefSeq and is a predicted model, not a curated record. The transcript has a single exon.